AUGUCUUAUUUUGAAACCAAAGGGAAGCUGGCAGUAAUAUCAGGUGGUUCACAGGGACUGGGGGCUGCACUGGCAAAACAGCUUAUACUCAAGGGGUCUAAUGUUGUUAUCGUUUCGAGAACUGAAUCAAAGCUACAGAAAACUGUCACUUCACUAGAAUUAUCCAGAUUGAACGAUGAUCAAUUGAUCAAAUAUAUUGUAGCAGAUGUCUCAGAUCCUACAGAAUGUUCCCGUGUAUUCCAGGAGCUCGACGAUGUUCCAGAUAUUGUUAUUUGUUGUGCUGGCGGUGCGGUCCCAGGAUUGCUGGUAGACAUGGAAGCUGAUACCCUGAAGAAACACAUGGCAAUUUGUUAUGAUACCGCACUGUUCUUUUCUCAUGCAGCCAUGAAGGUCAUGAUUCCUAAACAAAAGGAAAUAGAGGCCCAUCACGGACGUCCCUCAAAACGACAUUUAAUCUACUGCUCAUCUGUCUUGGCAUUGUUCCCUUUUAUUGGAUAUGGAUCCUAUGGGCCAGCUAAAGCUGCUAUAAGAGCUCUGGCUGAUAUAGCUCGUCAGGAAUGUAUUCCUUAUAACAUAUCGGUUGCGAAUAUUUUACCUGGAAAUAUGGCAACCGAGGGUUUUGUUGAGGAGGAGAAGACUAAGCCAGAAAUUACACGUAAAAUCGAGGGUCCUUCGGAUGCACGGGAUCCUGAUAUUGUAGCUAAAGAAGUCAUUCGUGAUCUGGAACGUGGUCAAGAAAUGAUAUAUACGGAUUUAAUUGGCUGGAUUCUCAGUGGUCUGAUGAUGGGUGCUAGUCCCAGAAAUUGGGGCAUUUUCCAAUCUAUCAUUGCUGCAGUGCUAGUGUUUUUUGCACCUGUGUGGAUGUUCUUCGUGCGAAAAGAUAUUAAGGACUAUUUUCAGAAGAAGACGGAAGAGGAACAUAUUAGUAAAACUAAAACUGAGCAGACUUCGAAUUCUAAAUAG
This is a messenger RNA of Sugiyamaella lignohabitans, 963 nucleotides long. RefSeq names its product 3-dehydrosphinganine reductase (gene TSC10). Lineage: Eukaryota; Fungi; Ascomycota; Dipodascomycetes; Dipodascales; Trichomonascaceae. The coding region runs from base 1 to 963 and encodes 320 amino acids. The record is from RefSeq and is a predicted model, not a curated record. Gene Ontology annotation, cellular component: endoplasmic reticulum membrane. The transcript has a single exon. Gene Ontology annotation, biological process: sphingolipid biosynthetic process. Gene Ontology annotation, molecular function: 3-dehydrosphinganine reductase activity.